Molecule: messenger RNA, 1998 nt
Organism: Choloepus didactylus (southern two-toed sloth)
Lineage: Eukaryota; Metazoa; Chordata; Mammalia; Pilosa; Megalonychidae
Gene: ZIC1
Product: Zic family member 1
Exons: 3
Coding region: 487-1824 (445 amino acids)
Biological process (GO): central nervous system development; regulation of transcription by RNA polymerase II
Cellular component (GO): nucleus
Molecular function (GO): DNA-binding transcription factor activity, RNA polymerase II-specific; RNA polymerase II cis-regulatory region sequence-specific DNA binding
Source: RefSeq, a predicted model, not a curated record
AAAGGGCGAGGGGCUAGUAGGGACGUGACGAGGGGCGCGCGGCGCGAGGCGGAGAGAGGGCGAGCACUCGCGGCUCCGGCGCUCACAUUCCUCUAUGCUGCAAAUCCGAGAGGAAGUUUUUUUGGGGGGCUGAGAUGCUCUGUGCUUUUCCCCGGGCAGCCUUGACGCGGGGCCUUCUCGGCGGAGAUUGAUCGGCGAGAAAGUGUGAGCCGGGUCGGCAGGGUCUGCGCGGCGGGCGAGGGAGCCCUCCUUGUUCGCCGCUCGCAGCCGUCCGGCUUCCCCGCGCUUGGGCCGGCCAGCGCCCGGGAGCGCAGCGCCGCUGCCUCUGGGCUAGGACUUCGCGAGGUGGGUCGGUUCCCCCUCCCUCCUCCUCUUCUUCCUCCUCUUCCUCAGCCUCGCGUCCUCCACCUCCUCCCGAUUUUCCCUCCUCGGCGGGCGAGGGUGGGGGGGGGCGGGGGAAGCCGGGGCUCGCCCGGAGCAGCCACGAUGCUCCUGGACGCCGGCCCCCAGUAUCCAGCGAUCGGCGUGACCACCUUUGGCGCGUCCCGCCACCACUCGGCGGGCGACGUGGCCGAGCGCGACGUGGGCCUGGGCAUCAACCCGUUCGCCGACGGCAUGGGCGCCUUCAAGCUCAACCCCAGCUCUCAUGAGCUGGCCUCGGCCGGCCAGACCGCCUUCACGUCUCAGGCGCCGGGCUACGCAGCUGCCGCGGCCCUGGGCCAUCAUCACCACCCGGGCCACGUCGGCUCCUACUCGAGCGCAGCCUUCAACUCCACGCGGGACUUCCUGUUCCGCAAUCGGGGCUUUGGCGAUGCGGCAGCCAGCGCUCAGCACAGCCUGUUCGCCGCUUCGGCCGGGGGCUUCGGGGGCCCUCACGGUCACACGGACGCCGCGGGCCACCUCCUCUUCCCCGGGCUUCACGAGCAGGCGGCCGGCCACGCGUCGCCCAACGUAGUCAAUGGGCAAAUGAGGCUCGGCUUCUCAGGGGACAUGUACCCGCGGCCCGAGCAGUACGGCCAGGUGACCAGUCCCCGCUCGGACCACUAUGCCGCGCCGCAGCUGCACGGCUACGGGCCCAUGAAUGUGAACAUGGCCGCGCACCACGGCGCCGGCGCCUUCUUCCGCUACAUGCGUCAACCCAUCAAGCAGGAGCUUAUCUGCAAGUGGAUCGAGCCUGAGCAGCUGGCCAACCCCAAAAAGUCGUGCAACAAAACUUUCAGCACCAUGCACGAGCUGGUCACGCACGUCACCGUGGAGCACGUCGGCGGCCCAGAGCAGAGCAACCACAUCUGCUUCUGGGAGGAGUGUCCGCGCGAGGGCAAACCCUUCAAAGCCAAAUACAAACUGGUCAACCAUAUCCGCGUGCAUACGGGCGAGAAGCCCUUUCCCUGCCCCUUUCCUGGCUGCGGCAAGGUCUUCGCGCGCUCUGAGAACUUAAAGAUCCACAAAAGGACGCAUACAGGGGAAAAACCCUUCAAGUGUGAGUUCGAGGGUUGCGACCGGCGCUUCGCCAACAGCAGUGACCGCAAGAAGCACAUGCACGUGCACACGAGCGACAAGCCCUAUCUCUGCAAGAUGUGCGACAAGUCCUACACGCACCCCAGCUCGCUGCGCAAGCACAUGAAGGUCCACGAAUCUUCUUCGCAGGGCUCGCAGCCUUCGCCUGCCGCCAGCUCCGGCUACGAGUCCUCUACGCCGCCCACCAUCGUGUCUCCUUCCACAGACAACCCGACCACCAGCUCCCUGUCGCCCUCCUCCUCGGCGGUCCACCACACAGCCGGCCACAGCGCGCUCUCUUCCAAUUUUAACGAAUGGUACGUUUAAAAUCAGAAACAAAACACCGAACAAGCCCUAUUUAAGAGACUGAACACACACACAUGCACACAAAACAUUACAGAAAGAACCCUGCGAAUCAAAACAGCCUCCCACACAGAUCCCACAAUCCUAUCUUUUUUAAACCUGCCAAUAGACCCAGGACCGAAUGAGAGAGAGGAAGCA